GGGGGGAGGAAACCCUCCCGUCGGACGUCCCACGCACCGUUGACUAGAACGCGAGGGAACUUCGUCAGACCAACUUACCUGGCUGUCAUCCUUCCUUCGCCGUGACCCCGCCCCCUCCUGGUUGCCAUGGCAGACACCACCCGCUGCUUCUACUGUCGCGAGGACAUGGGCGGUAAGCGCUUUGUGCAGAACGAGGGCCGCGCCGUGUGCAUCCGCUGCCACUCAGAGUUCUGCGCCAGCAGCUGCGUCGCGUGCCGCAAACCCAUCGCAGUCGACUCAAAGGAGCUCAGCCACAAGGGGCGCUCCUGGCACGAGAGCUGCUUCCGCUGCGCCUCCUGCUACAAGCCGCUCGCCAAGGAGCCCUUCAACACUAAGGACCAGCGCAUCCUGUGUGGGAAGUGCAACUCCACAGAGGACGCACCCCGCUGCCACGGCUGCUACAAGGCCAUCACCGCCGGCACAGAGAGCGUGGAGUACAAAGGCAACUCCUGGCACAACGAGUGCUUCACCUGCUACCAGUGUAAAGGCCCAAUCGGAUCGCAGAGUUUCCUCACUAAAGGAAGUGAUGUGUACUGCACCCCGUGCCACGAAAAGAAGUUCGCUAAGCAGUGUGUCGCCUGCAAACAGCCCAUCACCUCAGCAGGAAUAACCUACAAGGAGGAGCCCUGGCACAGCCACUGCUUCGUGUGCAGCGCCUGCUCCAAGACUCUGGCCGGCACUAGCUUCUACCCGCACGAGGGGAAGAACUUCUGUCUGGGUUGCUUCAAGUCAUCUGUGGCCCAGAAGUGUGCUGGCUGCCACAACCCCAUCACAGGGUUGGGUAAGGCGGUGAAUGUGGUGAAGUAUGAUGGCUGCUCCUGGCACGACUUCUGCUUCACCUGCAAGAGGUGCUCCAUUGGCCUCGCCGACAAAUCCUUCGUGCCCCAGGGGAAGGACGUGCUCUGUGCCGACUGUGCCAACAAGUGAACCCUGCAGACACAUCCAGUGGGGCUCUACUCUAACAUCCAGUGGGGCUCUACUCUAACAUCCAGUGGGGCUCUACUCUAACAUCUAGUGGGGCUCUACUCUAACAUCCAGUGGGGCUCUACUCUAACAUCCAGUGGGGCUCUACUCUAACAUCCAGUGGGGCUCUACUCUAACAUCCAGUGGGGCUCUACUCUAACAUCUAGUGGGGCUCUACUCUAACAUCUAGUGGGGCUCUACUCAAACAACUAGUGGGGCUCUACUUUAACAACUAGUGGGGCUCUACUUUAACAACUAGUGGGGCUCUACUCUAACAACUAGUGGGGCUCUACUUUAACAACUAGUGGGGCUCUACUUUAACAACUAGUGGGGCUCUACUUUAACAACUAGUGGGGCUCUACUUUAACAACUAGUGGGGCUCUACUCUAACAACUAGUGGGGCUCUACUUUAACAACUAGUGGGGCUCUACUUUAACAACUAGUGGGGCUCUACUUUAACAACUAGUGGGGCUCUACUCUAUCAUCUAAUGGGGCUCUACUUUCUCACAUGAGCUGAUUUGAAUGGUUGUAUUUUCAACAUUUGCUAUCUAAUAGCUGAAUCAAAUGAAAUGAUGGAUUGGCAUGUUUUUAUAUAUUAUGUAUUGCAGACUAUAUGUUUAUAUAUCAUUACUGUGACCCUUAAAUGAAUCUUUCUGCAUUUUCACAAUGUAGGAUCAAUGCUUGCUGCAAUUUCUUAGCACUUUGCGUCACUCUUGAUUUUGAAUUGCUAAACAGGGAAUAACUAAAUUUCCAAGACGAUGCUUUGAUAAAAAGAAAUGAUCUAUUUUUUCAAUUAUCUUUUAAAUGAAAAUAAAAUGUGUCACUUAUGUUGUUGCCUCUUUUCUUUUGAUUCUGCUUACAUAU
Molecule: messenger RNA, 1866 nt
Organism: Gadus chalcogrammus (walleye pollock)
Lineage: Eukaryota; Metazoa; Chordata; Actinopteri; Gadiformes; Gadidae
Product: four and a half LIM domains protein 1-like
Exons: 6
Coding region: 127-966 (279 amino acids)
Biological process (GO): muscle organ development
Molecular function (GO): transmembrane transporter binding
Source: RefSeq, a predicted model, not a curated record